Molecule: messenger RNA, 2294 nt
Organism: Puntigrus tetrazona (Sumatra barb)
Lineage: Eukaryota; Metazoa; Chordata; Actinopteri; Cypriniformes; Cyprinidae
Product: 2-oxoglutarate receptor 1
Exons: 2
Coding region: 173-1165 (330 amino acids)
Biological process (GO): G protein-coupled receptor signaling pathway
Cellular component (GO): plasma membrane
Molecular function (GO): G protein-coupled receptor activity
Source: RefSeq, a predicted model, not a curated record
AAAAAUAGAUGACACUUGAGAAGUCAGCCACACGACGCUGAAUGUGACCAUGACUCUCUUGUGACUGCAUCCAUACACGCUUGAAAACUAUCAUGUGGGGAAAGUGAGGGAUCAGCCGCACUUGUGCGUUCGCCACAUCUCUGUAUUUGUUCUCAAGAAGCAAGAAAAAGCAAUGGGGUCUCCGGAAAUAAACUCAACUGACUGUCUUCCUAUCGAUGAGUACAUUAAGUCUUAUUAUCUGCCAGUGAUGUACAGCGUCAUUUCUGUAGUCGGGCUCGUGGGAAACUUCCUGGUGAUCAUUGUUUACCUACUAAAACUCAGGCCUUGGAAGAGCAGCAGCAUUAUAAUGGUGAACCUGGCAGUAGCUGAUCUGCUGUAUGCGUUGAGUUUACCUGUGCUGGUCCAGUUUUACGUGACCAAAAACUGGACUCUGGGGGAGUUAAUGUGCCGUUUCAUCCGCUUCUGCUUCUACUACAACCUCUACGGCAGCGUCCUCUUCCUAACCUGCCUCAGCAUCUUCCGUUACGUGGCAGUGGUGCACCCUCUGAAGGCUGCUGAGAUCCGGAGGAAAAGAUGGGCCAUCUUGGCUUGUCUGGCAGUCUGGGCCAUUUCCUUGGUGGAGAUCGGCCCGAUGCUGGGGAUGAUUACUUUACAGCAGAAGGACAACAUGACUAAAUGCCUUGACUUCGCCAGUAAUGAUCCCCAGGUGGUGUGGUGGUACGGUUGGGUACUCACGGGGUUUGGAUACGUGUUGCCGCUGCUGGUGGUGUGCUGGAGCUACACUCACAUCGCAGGCUCUCUGGGCAGCAGCAUAUCCAGAAACAGGCCGAGUCGCUCCCGAGUUCGCACGCUGUCCGUUCUGAUCCUGCUGGUGUUUGUGCUGUGCUUCUUGCCGUACCAUAUCAUGCGUCUGCUGAGGGUGGACAGCCUGCGCAGGCCUGGCGUGUCAUGCAUACAGAGGAGAGGCAUCCACACAGUGUACAUAUUGUCACGACCUCUGGCUGGCCUCAACACCUUCUUCAACCUAGCACUGUAUACACUGGCAGGAGACAAGUUUCAGCAGGCUUUCUGGAGCUUUGUGCAGAGGAAGAAGAGCACGAGCAGCACUGUAUUUGUGAUCCAGUCUCCAAACAACAUGUCAAAGAAAGACCUUGUAAGGAUCUGAUACCGUGUGUAGACGCUAUAAAGACACUUGGGGUUUUUUGAAUGAAAGCUAUUAGGCUCACAAAGGCUGCAUUUAUUUUAUACAGUAAAACAACAUUUUGCACUUUUUUUUUUAUUUGAAAAUUUUUUACAUUUUUAUAUAUUUUAAAAUGUAACUUAUUCCCACCAUAGUAACGCUGAAUUCCAGUCACAUUCACUUUUAAUAAUAAUUUUUGUAUGCUUAUUUGUAAACAUUUAUUCGUAUUACCAGUGUUGAACACAACACUGCUUAAUAUUUGUGUGAAAACAAUAUUAUUAUUUUUUUCUAGUUCAAAAGAAAAACAUUUAGAUUAAAACUAAAUGUUGUAAUGUUAACUUUAUUAAUGUCUUUACAUUCACUUUUAAUCAAUUUAGUGCACCCUUGCUCGGAUGCGCAAUUUUUUGUAUUUUUUUAAAAAAGUAAUUUUCCUGACCCUAAACUUUCAACAGUUGUAUAUAUAUAUAUAUGUAUAUCAUUUUACAGAUUUUGUACAAUGGGCAAUAGCACUUUAAAUAAUGUAUUCUGUAUGACGGCUGCUUUCUUUUGUACUAUGAACAUUAUAAAAAUCUUAAAAUAUUGAUAUUGUAAAUUAUAUAUAAGAAAAAAUUCAGUUACAAAAAUGUAUGUUUUAUUUGAAACAUUUGGGUCAGAUGCUUUUGUGUUCAUUUAAAAUGUUUCUCCACUCAUCCAUUGGACUUCUUAUUCUCAAGAUAUUUCAAUCCAAGAAGGCUAUUGCUAUUGAUAGGCUAUAAUCCAUUGUAAAUCAUCUCAUUUUAUAAUCCUCUACUAUUCCACACCAAGUACAGUAAACACUGUCAGAGCACAGACAAAGAUCGGUGUGGAAAUGAACAAAGCGUAUCCUUUGGGCACAAGCAUCUGCUGACCAGUGUUGUUUGUUCAGUUCAUCAUAUCAGUUUAGUUGAUUCAAUUAUUAAUUUGUAUUUACACAAAUGGACUCUCACCUAUAACCUACUCUCAUCCAAAGUCACUGAGAUGAAAAGAGAUCACUGGCACGUCUCCCAUACCAGUGCAUUCUUUAAGAGAUUCGUUUUGGAUGAAUAGUAUGCUGUUUUUCAUUCAUGACAAGAAUAAAAAAUACCUUAAAAAAGAA